Messenger RNA from Thermothielavioides terrestris NRRL 8126, 288 nucleotides. RefSeq lists its product as uncharacterized. The transcript has a single exon. The annotation marks the transcript as partial. The record is from RefSeq and is a predicted model, not a curated record. NCBI's taxonomy places the organism in Eukaryota, Fungi, Ascomycota, Sordariomycetes, Sordariales, Chaetomiaceae.
AUAGACGUAUAUUGCGACGACGUUAUCAUUGGAAGCUGUAAAUUCGGCACCUCUAGCGGCCACCUUGCCUACCUAUACGUCGUCUUCGAGGCGUUACGUAAGUAUAAUAUCUCUAUCAGUCCUGACAAGUCAUUUAUCGCGUUUCCCAGUGCUACAGUGCUCGGCCAAAUGGUCAAUAGCAUAGGCAUGUCCACUAUAGCCGAAAGACUAGUAGCGAUUACUACCUUGCAAUUCCUAUAUACCCUUAAGGACCUCGAGUACUUUAUUGGCGCUACCGGCUUUAUAUAA